Messenger RNA from Closterium sp. NIES-65, 2184 nucleotides. NCBI's taxonomy places the organism in Eukaryota, Viridiplantae, Streptophyta, Zygnematophyceae, Desmidiales, Closteriaceae. The record is from the annotation of a GenBank genome assembly.
AUGGUUAGCCCACAGGUUCUCGUGUUCGAUGCUAAGGGCCGCCCUGUGAAGUUUGACACCUGGCUCGAUGACCUGCACCUCUACCUACAGCUCACAGCCAAGGAUGACAUCUCACUGUACGAUCACGCCCUAGGCCAUGUCACUGCCCCUGCUGCUACUACUGACAACACUGCUCGCUCACAGUGGCAGACUCGUGAUGCCCACGCUCGCUUCGCUAUUCGCAACUCCCUGCCGAUAGACGAACGCGAGCGCUUUGGCCAGCACAAGACUGCACAGGCACUGUACACAGCUGUCGUUGCUCGCUACUCCUCACCUGCCUCUGCCGCACUAGGCCGUCUCUCCCUCCCCUACCUGUUUCCCGACCUGGCCUCCUUUCACACAGUCGCUGACCUCAUCACGCACCUCCGUACUAGUGAGGCCCGCUUCCGUGCCGCCAUGCCUGCUGAGUUCCUUGCCACGCACCCCCCUCCACUCUGGCUCACUCUCUACCACCUAGUCACCCGCCUCCCUGACACACUGCGUGCUGUCAGGGACCACUUCCUAGCUCGUUGCCCCACUGAGCUCACCAUUGCCCUCCUCGAGAAGGAGCUACUUGCAGUUGAGACUAGCAUAGUCGCUGUAGGUGCCUCUCGUGGCGACCCCCGUACCCCGUUCUUUGAGGGGUGUUCUCCUUUCCCCCUUCUUCCCUCUGACGCCUCUGCUGCUGCUGUCGACCUUCUUGGUGCUGAGAAGGUCGGCGCUGCGUCUGCCUCGAGCGGGCGCCGCAGCGGCAAGGGCAAAGUGGGCAAGGGUGGUGGCGGUGACGGCGGGGGAGGUGGCGGUGGGGGCGGUGGAGGCAAAGGGGGUGGUGGCUCGGCUGGACGGGCGAGUGGUAGCGGUAGGGGUGGUGGCGGCAGCGGCAGGGGAGGUGGCAGGAGUGGAGGCGGCGGUUGGGGUGGCGGUGGACGAGGCGGCGGCAGGGGUUGGGGUGGUCGAGGAGGUGGCAGCGGUGGUGGUGGCCGUGGAGGCGCUGGCGGUGGCCAGGGUCAGCAGCACACUCCUUCGCCCCAGGAGCAGUGUGGACGACCGCACGCCACACAGCGCUGCUUCUCUCGUCUCGACGACGCUUGGCGUGUUCAGUUCCCUCAGGCCACUGAGCUGCCCUGCUGGCUUGAUCUCCUGAAGAAGGGGAUUGAUAUCUAUGCUCUAGACUUUGAUGCUAUUCUAUCCGCCAUGUAUGUGAUGUCUACUAGUGGAGAGGGUGCUGAGUACUUGAGUGUGCCGCCCGACUCGGGCAUUAGGGCCAGUGCGUCUGCCGCUCCAGGUACUCGAGUGUCGGCUACCCUAGGUGCUGGUGAGGCUGCUGCUCUAGGUGCUCGUGUGUCUGCCCCCCUUGGUACUGAGUCGACUGCAGCACUGCACACCUUCACAAUGGACUCAGGUGCUUCUCGCAGCAUCUUUCGUGACCGCACUGCCCUUAAGCCGCUUGCUCGGCCAGUUGCUGUCUCCCUUGCUGACCCCUCUGGGGGUCCGGUCAUUGCGACCUCUUCCAGUGUCCUUCCCUGUCCUGCGGUCCCGUCGGGCACACUGUCAGGUCUCCACCCCCCCUCGUUCUCUACGAACUUGGUGGCAGGAUGUGCGCUCCAGGACGGGGGUGUUCACCAGUUCACCCCUGCCUACGAGCGUGUGACACACUGCACGUGUGCUCGUACGGGCCGUCACUUGGCUACCUUCACUCGGCAGCCGGGGUCGGACCUGUACACACUGACUACUGAGUCCCCUCAGGUUGCUGCGUCUUCGUCCGCGUCAGGGUCCUUCCUGCCCUCCCCUCGGCAGCGCGCCGCUCCUCACUCCUCCUCGUUCCCCCCGACGUCUGCUCCCUUGCAGACGCUCAACAUGGACGUGUGGGGCCCAGCCCGCGUCCAUGGUCAGGGUCAUGAGAGAGCCCGUCUCCAGCUCAGCAAGCGUUUUCACUCGGACUUUCCUGUCCUACGCCUACACUCUGACAGAGGUGGUGAGUUCUCCUCUGACCUCUUGGCAGCCUACUGUGCUGAGCACGGCAUUGAGCAGUCGUUCACUCUUGCGGCUUCUCCACAGCAGAAUGGGGUUGCGGAGCGCCGCAUUGGCCUGGUCAUGGAGGUCGCCCGUACCUCCUUGAUCCAUGCGGCUUCCCCCCACUUUCUGUGGCCGUUUGCGGUCCGGUAA